UUAUUCUUAAAAUCUGAAUCAAGAAAGACGAAAAAAUCCUACCAAUAGAAAUAACUUUUUACUUUAUUUAUUAUUAUUAUUUUUCAAAAAGAGCGCACUCUAGUGAUUGAUUACCUCCUGAGCAAUUCCUUUGGCACUGGGGUGUCGUUGAAAGGCUCACACUUUAACCUUAAUACGAAACAAGGAUGUGACUUUGAUCUGUUGGCUGAACCGGGAAUACAUGGGCCGUCGUCCCGGGAAGAGAAGAACACAAGUCAAAUACUAAACACAGAGAAGAAUGGCAACAGUGUCGGCAUGGGUAGGCGGGGGUUUAACGGUCGACGAUCGCCGGAUUCUCGUCGCACUUAACAGCGCAGCCUCUAGCCUUUCCUUCGUUGGAUCCGCCUUCAUAGUCCUCUGUUAUUGCCUCUUCAAGGAGCUUCGCAAGUUUUCCUUCAAGCUCGUCUUCUACCUUGCCCUCUCCGACAUGCUUUGCAGUUUCUUCAGCAUAGUCGGAGAUCCGUCGAAAGGAUUCUUUUGUUAUGCACAGGCGUAUAGCACCCAUUUUUUCUGCGUGGCUUCCUUCUUGUGGACAACAACUAUUGCUUUUACCCUUCAUCGCACUGUCGUCCGACACAAGACAGAUGUUGAAGACUUGGAAGCCAUGUUUCACCUCUAUGUUUGGGGAACUUCACUUGUUAUGACUGUCAUACGAUCUUUUGGUCAUAACCACUCACACUUGGGCGCCUGGUGCUGGAUACAAACUGGCCGCACAGGAAAGGCAGUUCACUUUAUAACAUUCUAUGCACCUCUUUGGGGUGCAAUUCUCUACAAUGGCUAUACAUACUUCCAAGUAAUACGCAUGCUAAACAACGUAACACGUAUGGCUGUGGGCAUGUCAGAUCGGUCAUAUCAGUUCGAUUCAAGAGCAGACAUGAAGGCUUUGAACCGGUGGGGAUACUAUCCGCUUAUUCUAAUAGGAUCAUGGGCAUUUGGCACAAUCAACCUUAUUCAUGAUUUCAUUGAGCCAGGACACAGAAUCUUUUGGCUCUCGUUUCUCGAUGUUGGAACUGCUGCGCUUAUGGGCCUAUUCAACUCAAUAGCAUAUGGACUGAACUCUUCAGUGCGGCGAGCAAUUUAUGAAAGAUUAGAAUUGUUCUGGCCAGAUAGAUUUAAAAGAUGGCUUCCAAGCAGCGCAAGGUCCAGAAACCAGCAGCCACAAAGUGAGAUGGUGUCGUUAAAAAUUCAGGAUGAGCAAUAGGAGGAAAUUGGUCAUCAUCUACUUCAACUCCCAGCAUUUAUUUAUUCAUUGCCCGAGAGAGAAAGAUGGAAAAUGAAGAGGUGUGGCAUGCAGGGGAAAAGCGAGUUUCAUCAGUUUUUCAUUUCUUUGGAGCAAAGCCAUUGUGAUCCACCAUCUAACAGGCCUUCUCUUUAAGAAUUGGUUCUCAUUGCAUGGGGUGGAAUUAGUCUGUACAAUUUUUACUUGUAUUUAUUGUGUUUUUUUCUUUGGCUUCAGAAAGCUGCCUUGUUUCUUUUCCUCAAUCUUUGUUGAUGUAUAUGGUUGAUUACUUUUUAUUUAUACACCUUAAGAGUAGUUGCUGGUA
Carica papaya (papaya) is the source of this 1583-nucleotide messenger RNA. NCBI's taxonomy places the organism in Eukaryota, Viridiplantae, Streptophyta, Magnoliopsida, Brassicales, Caricaceae. The record is from RefSeq and is a predicted model, not a curated record.